GAAACUGUUUUGCUAGGGCGGGAGAGUUAAUACUUGUGCAGGUGAGGCAGGGACAAGCUCUGGGUCACCUGAACUCCGAAGCCACACAGGGAUCAAGGUCCCCUCCUGUUCUCGAGCUGCCUCCAUGAGGGGUUCUUUUUUCUCGCGGCUUCCGCCGCAACUCUCUCUGCUGCUGCUGCUGCUGCUGCUGUUGUCGUGGAGACGAGUCUGGACCCAGGAGCACAUUGGAACUGACCCUUCCAAAUCCCCGGUGGCCCCCGUAUGCCCCGAGGCAUGUUCAUGUUCACCAGGAGGCAAGGCCAAUUGCUCCGCGCUGGCGCUGCCCGCGGUACCGGCGGGCCUGAGCUGGCAAGUACGCUCACUGCUGCUGGAUCGCAAUCGAGUGAGCACACUACCUCCAGGUGCCUUCGCCGAUGCAGGCGCACUGCUAUACCUAGUCCUGCGGGAGAACCGGCUUCGGUCGGUGCACGCGCGAGCUUUCUGGGGUCUGGGAGUGUUGCAACGGCUGGACCUGAGCUCCAACCAGCUGGAAACUCUGUCUCCUGGCACCUUCACGCCUCUGCGAGCGCUGAGUUUCCUCUCCCUAGCGGGUAACCGGCUGGCACUCCUGGAGCCCUCGAUCCUGGGCCCGCUCCCUUUACUGCGGGUGCUCAGCCUGCAGGACAAUUCACUAUCGGCACUCGAGGCGGGUUUGCUGAAUAGCUUGCCUGCCCUCGACGUGUUGCGCUUGCAUGGCAACCCCUGGGCGUGCAGCUGCGCGCUGCGCCCGCUUUGCACCUGGCUGCGUAAGCACCCGCGUCCCACUUCAGAAACUGAGACCCUGCUCUGUGUGUCUCCAAAACUUCAAACGCUCAACCUACUGACAGACUUUCCGGACAACGCCUUCAAACAGUGCACGCAGUCACUCGCUGCGCGAGACCUGGCGGUGGUCUAUGCUCUCGGGCCGGCCUCUUUCCUUGCCAGUUUAGCCAUCUGCCUGGCAUUGGGCUCGGUACUCACUGCUUGUGGUGCACGGCGCCGCCGCCGCCGCACCACAGUGCGCCACUUAAUAAGGAGACAGCCAGACCCCGAGGGCCCAGCCUCCCUGGAGGAUGUUGGGAGCCCUACAACAACAGCUAUCCAAGCCUAAGGGUUCCGCUGUUGUUUCUAGCGCUCCUGUAGCAUCCCGCACUUUGAAAACUGUCCCCAAAUCCCCGAUCCUCCCUUCACAUUCCCUGUAGGCGUCAACAAUAGACAAAACCCGGAAAUUUU
Molecule: messenger RNA, 1251 nt
Organism: Rattus norvegicus (Norway rat)
Lineage: Eukaryota; Metazoa; Chordata; Mammalia; Rodentia; Muridae
Gene: Lrrc26
Product: leucine rich repeat containing 26
Exons: 2
Coding region: 125-1129 (334 amino acids)
Biological process (GO): potassium ion transmembrane transport
Cellular component (GO): plasma membrane; cytoskeleton; voltage-gated potassium channel complex
Molecular function (GO): potassium channel activator activity; potassium channel regulator activity; transmembrane transporter binding
Source: RefSeq, marked validated